ACUUUCCUAAAUGAAACCCUAAAACUUCGAGUUCUUCUCUUUGUCUUCAGCCGCAAUUUUCUUUGAUUUUCACCUCCGGUGGAAUGAUGAAGAGACCACAUGAUGCUGCUUUGAUGUUUAAAUUCUUAUUCACUCCUCCAUAUGUGUAGUUGUUCUUCCUUUCUCAUCUCAUCAUCUUCAGGUAAAGCUUCAAUCUUCUUAAAUUUGUUCAUUUUCCCUUGUUUCUGACUCGAUUGAACCUUUUUAACCUUGUUCUUGUUCUGAAUGGACCAAUUUUGUGUUCGAUCUGUGUUGAAUCGAUCCUUGCUUGAGCUCCUCAUGACAUUUGUAGCUCGAUCUAUGCUGAAUGGACCUCUGCUUGAGCUCAUUCUAACGUUUGCGGCUUCUUCUUCCUUUGAACAAGUGAUCCACAAAUGGCUGUGGCUGGAAACCGCGUGGAAGUGAUAGGUCCACAGUUCUGUGCUCCAUACGCUAUUGAUCUGAGCGUUGUCAAGAAGAUAAUGACCUUAAAAGAUGGUGCUUUUCAAGUCCUUGAUAGCAAUGAAAAUGUUGUAUUCUCUGUCAAAGGCAAAGUCUUUAGCCUACGUGAACGCCGAGUUUUGGUAGAUGGUGCUGGUACUCCUCUCGUCACUUUCCAACAAAAGCUAUUGACUGCUCAUAAUAGAUGGCAAGCGUUCAGAGGAGAGAGCACAGACCCUAAACAAUUGCUUUUCAGUGUUAAGAAGUCUGCACUCCUUCAAUUCAUGAAGACCAAGUUAGAUGUGUUCUUAGCUACUAACACUAAAGAAGAAGUUUGUGACUUCAAAAUUGAAGGCAGCUGGAUGGAAAAAUCUUGCGUCAUUUAUGCUUCUAAUUCUACUGAAGUUGCCAAGAUGCACAAGAAACUCAGCGCUGAAAGUCUGCUAUUUGGCAAAGAUAACUUUGGUGUGACUGUGAGUGCAAAUGUUGAUUUUGCUUUCAUAGUUGCGCUUAUUGUGAUUCUUGAUGAGAUUAACGAAGACGACUGAGAAUUGAAAUUACAAGCAUUUACAAAGUCUCUUAUUUGUUUCAAACAUUUUUUAUUUUUAGUAGUGUAUUCGGUGGUCACAUCUCUCUAAUAUUUUGUCUGGUAUACUUAUUUAAAUUUUUAAUUUACGCUGUUGAGGGAUUGGUCAUUAGUGUUGCUUCAUCCUAAAUUUUGAA
Messenger RNA from Lycium barbarum (goji berry), 1182 nucleotides. RefSeq names its product protein LURP-one-related 15-like. The record is from RefSeq and is a predicted model, not a curated record. The coding region runs from base 414 to 1007 and encodes 197 amino acids. The transcript is spliced from 4 exons. Lineage: Eukaryota; Viridiplantae; Streptophyta; Magnoliopsida; Solanales; Solanaceae.